Molecule: messenger RNA, 850 nt
Organism: Cylicostephanus goldi
Lineage: Eukaryota; Metazoa; Nematoda; Chromadorea; Rhabditida; Strongylidae
Source: the annotation of a GenBank genome assembly
GAGCUAUUUAAUUUUGGUUUCUAGUUUCUUAAAAUUCGCAAUUUUUUAGAAAUGUUAUUAUGUAUGGAAAGAUAAACUUCAUCCCGUGGUAGGAGAUGGUCUGCGGAAGAACUCUUAUGCGGAGCUGCCCGUCAGACUCGCAGCUUGCUUUUUUCUGAAUGGAGAUUAUUACAAAGCUUUAUUAUGUCUUCGCCAUUCUAUAAAUCUGGAACCGAAGAGUCUCAUUCCUCGAAUACUAGCCCUUCGCUGGUCUGCUUUCCUAGGUGAAUGGGAAAUGGCGGAAAUGGCGCUAGCAUUCGAAAAAGCAAAGCCUCCAAAGAAAAAUGGCGUAGAUGAUCAUCUGGUGGACCAACUUUUAUUUACGACGGAAAUUACCAAGGCCUACGUUGAUUUCAAUCGCGAUCAGAGAUCGAGGCCAGCUUCAUCCAAAACUAUCCUGACUAUGACAGAAAAAGCCAAUUCUGAUGAGCGUCCCACAUUUCCAGUGUUUGAAACACAAGCCUUCGCUAAUUGGAUUGCUUCACACGUGCCAAAAGUUGCCGCUUUCAAAUUGGACGGUGUCGAGCUCCUAGACACCUUAUACUGUCUCCAGAAAGCAGUGUUUAAAGCAGAAAGUGUAAUGAAAAACAGAUUACCAGCAAUCCAGAAGGAGCAGUUGCCGUUGGAAUUAUCGAAAAUUGUUUCUGAUCCUCUGGACUUUCUGAAAGCUUGCUCAUCCUUUGCUGAGUGCAGCGAUAUGAGACGAGAGUAUGCGAUCGAAUUGCUGAAUGUUGGUAUGGUUCGAGAUGCUGUAGCAAAUUCACAGCUCGGACUGUGGUGUGCCGUCAAGUUAGGAGUGCUGUUUAGGUAA